AAAUACUUACCCCCCACCCUGUCCGUCAGCUCCAAGGCCGGGGGCAGGUAAACACUCACCUGGGCGCCCGGAGAGACUCACUGAGCUCUGAGACUCACCUGAGAGACACAGGGAAAGUCACCGUGUGGGUUUGGGGCUGAGAGUCGGCACUCAGGAUCGACUUCUCUCCGUAUUUAUCCCGUCGGGAAUGGACUCUGUCGACUUUGAAAAGUUAGCGGAGAUUGAGCUGCAGAAGGAUGAGGAGGAUCUAGAAUAUCUGGGACCUCCUGUGGUGUCCGGGGGAAGAAAACCCAGCGAUGUCUGUAUUGGGCACCCCUACUAUGAUAUCGCCCGACAUGGGAUCCUCCACGUAGUUGGGGACGAUAACUCCGGGAGGAAAGUGAUCACGUUCAGCUGCUGCCGGCUCCCCCCGUGCCACGAGAUCGAUCACGUCCGACUGCUCCAGUACAUGAAACACACGUUGGAUCAGUACGUCGAGAACGAUUACACCCUCGUCUACUUCCACUACGGCCUCAACAGUCGCAACAAGCCGUCUCUCGGCUGGUUACAGAGCGCCUACAAGGAAUUCGACAGAAAGCUGACAUAUAAACAUUGCCCCCAGGUUUGCCAGCAGCACAUUCACAACAAGAUGACCUCGUCCAACCUGGGCUGUAUAUUCGGGUUGAAUCUGAUCUGGCAGAGGGAGCAGAUCCAGUCUCUCAAUGCGCUGGUUCCGGUCAAUCUGUUCGCGGAGCUGCUCAUCGAGUUCUACCCCCAAAUCUUCAGCCCCAAAUCGGUGCCGGGGGAGGUUUUACCCUGAAGAAGAUUCAAAGGGGAAGAAAAUUCUCGUCUGUGUCACAAUUUUUUAUUUUAUAUUCACUCACAUUUUUUUUAAAUAACGGCAACAAAUGUUUUUAUAUUUUAGAGUCUGUUACAGAAUUUUCUUUCUUUAUUUUAUGGAAAUUGUAACAAUAAAUGUAACGUAUAUUUGUUUAAA
Messenger RNA from Xenopus tropicalis (tropical clawed frog), 976 nucleotides. RefSeq names its product Rho GTPase activating protein 8 (gene arhgap8). Lineage: Eukaryota; Metazoa; Chordata; Amphibia; Anura; Pipidae. Gene Ontology annotation, biological process: signal transduction. The record is from RefSeq and is marked provisional. Gene Ontology annotation, molecular function: GTPase activator activity.